UUUUCCCGCCUUCUUACAAAGCAAACAACAAUGGCUUCUCGGCGACUUGUGAAGGAGUUUGAAGAGCUGCAAGGCAACGAGCUGAUCAAGUCCACUGUGCGCAACGUAACCAUCGACGAGACGAACGUCCUCGCUUGGGAAGCACUGCUCGUCCCGGACGUUGCUCCAUACAACAAGGGAGCCUUCAAAAUCUCCAUCACCUUCCCCUCAGAGUACCCCUUCAAGCCCCCGAAGGUCACCUUCUUGACCAAAAUCUACCACCCGAACGUGGACGAAUCCGGAGUGAUUUGCAUCGGUCUGCUCAAGUCUGAGGCGUGGAAGCCCGCGACCAGGAUUGAUCAAGUCCUUUCGGCGCUCGUCGAUCUCGUCAACGAGCCGAACGCUGCCGAUCCUCUAAACACCGAGGUCGCUGAAGUCUUGACAACCGACAAGAAAAAGUUUGUCAAGAACGUCGAAGAGCACAUCAAAAAGCACGCUGAAAAGCGACCCAAGGAGUAGUGGGUCAUUGUGUUUUGAAGUGUGUGUGUGUGUUUUUUUUUUUUUUUUUUUUCUUGUUGUUGUUGUCUCUAAUUACAGUCAUUGCGCA
Molecule: messenger RNA, 586 nt
Organism: Capsaspora owczarzaki ATCC 30864
Lineage: Eukaryota; Filasterea; Ministeriida; Capsasporidae
Product: ubiquitin-conjugating enzyme E2 l
Exons: 4
Coding region: 31-498 (155 amino acids)
Source: RefSeq, a predicted model, not a curated record